Molecule: messenger RNA, 2352 nt
Organism: Oncorhynchus keta (chum salmon)
Lineage: Eukaryota; Metazoa; Chordata; Actinopteri; Salmoniformes; Salmonidae
Product: dentin sialophosphoprotein-like
Source: RefSeq, a predicted model, not a curated record
AGUCUUGGUAGUGAUAGUAGUAAUAGUAGUAGUAGUGAUAAUAGUCGUAGUAGUGAUAGUAGUAAUAGUAGUGAUAGUAGUAGUGAUAGUAGUAGUCGUAGUGAUAGUAGUAGUAGUAGUAGUAGUAGUAGUAGUGAUAGUAAUGAUAGUAGUAGUAGUAGUAGUAGUAGUAGUAGUAGUAGUGAUAGUAGUAGUAAUAGUAAUGAUAGUAGUCUUGGUAGUGAUAGUAGUAGUAGUAGUAGUAGUAGUAGUAGUAGUAGCAGUAGUAGUAGUAGUAGUAGUAGUAGUGAUAGUAGUAGUAGCAGUAGUAGUAGUAGUAGUAGUAGUAGUAGUAGUGAUAGUAGUAGUAGUAGUAGUAGUGAUAGUAGUAGUAGUAGUAGUGAUAGUAGUAGUAGUAGUGGUAGUAGUAGUAUUAGUGAUAUUAGUAGUGAUAGUAAUAGUAGUUGUAGUAGUAGUGGUUGUAGUCUUGGUAGUGAUAGUAGUAGUAGUAGUAGUAGCGAUAGUAGUAGUAGUAGUGAUAGUAGUAGUACUAGUGAUAGUAGUAGUGAUAGUAAUAGUAGUUGUAGUAGUAGAUGUAGUAGUGAUAGUAGUCUUGGUAGUGAUAGUAGUAGUAGUAGUAGUAGUAGUAGUAGUAGUAGUAGUGAUAGUAGUAGUAGUAGUAGUGAUAGUAGUAGUAGUAGUAGUGGUAGUAGUAGUAGUAGUGGUAGUAGUAGUAGUAGUAGUAGUGAUAGUAGUAGUGAUAGUAAUAGUAUUUGUAGUAUUACACGUAGUAGUGAUAGUAGUCUUGGUAGUGAUAGUAGUCAUAGUAGUUAUAGUAGUAGUAGUAGUAGUAGUAAUAGUAGUAUUAUUAGUAGUAGUGAUAGUAGUAGUAGUGAUAGUAACAGUAGUUGUAGUAGUAGACUUCGUAGUGAUAGUAGUAGUAUUAGUAUUAGUAGUGAUAGUAGUAGUAGUGAUAGUAAUAGUAGUUGUAGUAGUAGUCAUAGUAGUGAUAGUAGUAGUAGUAGUGAUAGUAAUAGUAGUAGUAGUAGUGAUAGUAGUAGUAGUAGUAGUGAUAGUAGUAGUAGUGAUAGUAGUCUUGGUAGUGAUAGUAGUCAUAGUAGUGAUAGUAGUAGUAGUAGUGGUAGUAGUAGUGAUAGUAGUAGUAGUAGUAGUAGUGAUAAUAGUAGUAGUAGUGAUAGUAGUAGAAGUAGUAGUAGUGAUAGUAGUAGUAGUGAUAGUAACAGUAGUUGUAGUAGUAGACGUAGUAGUGAUAGUAGUAGUAGUGGUAGUAAUAGUAGUAGUCGUAGUAGUGAUAGUAGUAGUAGUAGUAGUAGUUGUAGUGAUAGUAGUAGUAGUAAUAGUAGUGAUAGUAGUAGUGAUAGUAAUAGUAGUUGUAGUAGUAGACGUAGUAGUGAUAGUAGUCUUGGUAGUGAUAGUAGUAGUAGUGAUAGUAAUGAUAGUAGUAGUAGUGAUAGUAGUGAUAGUAGUCUUGGUAGUGAUAGUAGUAAUAGUAGUAGUAGUGAUAAUAGUCGUAGUAGUGAUAGUAGUAAUAGUAGUGAUAGUAGUAGUGAUAGUAGUAGUCGUAGUGAUAGUAGUAGUAGUAGUAGUGAUAGUAGUAGUGAUAGUAAUAGUAGUUGUAGUAGUAGACGUAGUAGUGAUAGUAGUCUUGGUAGUGAUAGUAGUAGUAGUAGUAGUAGUAGUAGUAGUAGUAGUAGUAGUAGUAGUAUUAGUAGUAGUAGUAGUAGUGAUAGUAAUGACAGUAGUAGUAGUAGUAGUAGUAGUAGUAGUAGUAGUGAUAGUAGUAGUAAUAGUAAUGAUAGUAGUCUUGGUAGUGAUAGUAGUAGUAGUAGUAGUAGUAGUAGUAGUAGUAGUAGUAGUAGUAGUGAUAGUAGUAGUAGUAGUAGUAGUAGUAGUAGUAGUAGUAGUAGUACUGAUAGUAGUAGUAGUAGUAGUAGUGAUAGUAGUAGUAGUAGUGAUAGUAGUAGUAGUAGUGGUAGUAGUAGUAGUAGUGAUAGUAGUAGUGAUAGUAAUAGUAGUUGUAGUAGUAGUGGUUGUAGUCUUGGUAGUGAUAGUAGUAGUAGUAGUAGUAGCGAUAGUAGUAGUAGUAGUGAUAGUAGUAGUACUAGUGAUAGUAGUAGUGAUAGUAAUAGUAGUUGUAGUAGUAGAUGUAGUAGUGAUAGUAGUCUUGGUAGUGAUAGUAGUAGUAGUAGUAGUAGUAGUGAUAGUAGUAGUAGUAGUAGUGAUAGUAGUAGUAGUAGUAGUGGUAGUAGUAGUAGUAGUGGUAGUAGUAGUAGUAGUAGUAGUGAUAGUAGUAGUGAUAGUAAUAGUAGUUGUAGUAGUAGACAUAGUAGUGAUAGUAGUAGUAGUAGUAGU